AUGAGGGCAGUCAAGACGCGCCGCGCAGGGGCGAUUCGCUCUGUGCGCGACGUCAACGGCAAUGGCGAUGUUGCCGGUAAACACAGUGAUAGGGACGCACUGGAUGACGCGAUGUUGCAGGUGGGCCUCAGUACUGUUGGCGUGCAGGACAAGUGCCCCGAGGACCCCCUCGCCGUCGUGUUCGCGCAGGACGCACCGCUGACGCUCACCGCCCGCGACGACCCGUGCGUCAUUGCCCACCUGCCCCUCCGCUUCAAAGACGUGCUGCCUGCAGUCUGUCACCAACUUCAGUUCCGGCAGCGGCAGGCCACGCAUCAGACUUGUGUGGAUGCGGACAGCUUUAGCACCAAGGACAACCCGCUCACGUCCCCCGCACCGCCCACGGUCGAUGCCGCUUCUCACCCACCGCCACCAUACCAGCACGCGCACGUGUCCGACAUGGUCGUGCGGCUGCUGCCCAUUGCGGUGGGUCAGGCGCGCAGCUGCAAGACAGCAUUGAUGCAUCCGGAAGAGGAUGAGGAAGACCCCACCGCAGCCACAGCAGCACACGGGCCAGAGAGCACCGACGAGCAGCAGCAGCAGCAGCAGUCUGCAGCGUCAACAGAGAAGCGGGCCGACCAUGAGGCAGAGGAUGCCGUGCAAGGCGCGCCAGUCCUGGCACCCGUGUCGGAGCACCAGCUGUACCGCACGCGGGCGACAGAGCAGCUUCUAGAGUAUUUUUUCUCCUCCCCUACGCCUGCCGACGGUGCGGACAGCGUUGACCGCGACGAAGCGCGGCGCAGCUUCACCGUGGCCGCGUGUCUGAGCGGCAUGCGCGAAGUUCCUUCCGGUACCGUUGAGUACGUUGAGCUGCUGCGUGAGAUGGUCUCUCUGGAGGACUCAUUGCGUGAUGCGAAGCCGGAUGAGACCGCAGUCGACGCGGUCGUACACUUGCCACCGUACGUGCGCGACUUGCUCGUGGGCGUGUCGCCGACGGAAAGUACACCUGCUGCUGCCUCCCUCGCUAGCAGCGGCGUCGCCAGUGGGGUGAAGAAUGUGGCAUUGCGCACCGCAAAUGGCUCGGUAGCUGCCGUCGAGCGAGUGCCAGUGGUGACGACGACGUUGCGCUCCACCUUGGAUGCGGUGCUGCCGCCGCGGCUCUUCCUCUACUACUCCGUCCACCAUGCGACAGCCGUGGCGGUGCACCAGAGGCGCCAGGCUGCUCAGCGUCGCCAAGCCCAUCUUCGUCGUCACCAGGAGGCGCACCCGAACGACGUGAAGGGACUGGAAGAAAUGGAGGCUCUUCGUGAGGCGCUCGCCGGCGAGUAUAUGGAGGCACCGGUCGGCGUUGUCUUAGUCAUUCUCGAGCGGACGAGUGACGUGCAGGCGCCGCGUGAUUACCUCUUGAAGCUAGAGCAGACACUGAACGAGGUGCUGGACACGGUGCGGGCGCGAUGCUGCGGUCGUCCACUGAAGCUCAUUCGCACGAGCACCGCCCAUCAGCCAGCCCCAAAACAGCAGCGGCACACCGCAUCGGCCCCGGCAGCAUCUGGUCUGUCUCCGGGCACACGGCUCAAACAGGAGAACGCCAGCAGCAGCAGUAGCAGCAUGAAGGCAGCCUCCGCGAAGGGUCAGAAAGCGCCAGCAACUACGAUCAUCCUCGCCACCCCAGACAAGCAGGUCUGCACGCGCACACUGAAGCCGCUGCCAGCGCAACCGGCCGCCAUGUCGGCUAGCGGCGGCGGCUCGGCUACCGUCUUUUCGACGCUAAAUGUGGUGGAGCUGAACAAGGAGCGGACGUUAGUGCAACUAAGCCUUCUCGGUGAGGAGCUCAUCCGGCAGGUGACCGUCGAUCUUCCAGAGCGCGGCGUCCUUCUCCGGCGCCUCCUCGACGAGGCACAGCUCUCCAUCGACGCCUGCGCCAUCCUCGCUCGCGAACGCUCCAAAGCCACGCAAGAGCAUCUGCUAGACGGCCAAGACGUGCGAGAAGCGACGGUAGUGCAGUGCAAAGUCCUCGAGAGCGAAGUGGCGGAGCUACGGUCGCGGCUGGCGUACGUGACGGCACACAAGGCAGCGCUGAGAAUGUGGGUAGAGGAGCAGAAGGCGCGGGAGCUGGCGGUGAGUCGCGAGCGAGUGAAUUUCGAAACAAGCUUGCAAGAGCGACUGACAGCGCACACGGAGCGGGUGAAGAUGGCGCAGGAUGCCGCACGUCGUAGCUCCCUGCCAGGGUGA
Molecule: messenger RNA, 2211 nt
Organism: Leishmania braziliensis MHOM/BR/75/M2904
Lineage: Eukaryota; Euglenozoa; Kinetoplastea; Trypanosomatida; Trypanosomatidae
Exons: 1
Coding region: 1-2211 (736 amino acids)
Cellular component (GO): axoneme
Molecular function (GO): dynein heavy chain binding
Source: RefSeq, a predicted model, not a curated record